This is a messenger RNA of Phacochoerus africanus (Common warthog), 292 nucleotides long. RefSeq names its product BANF family member 2 (gene BANF2). Gene Ontology annotation, molecular function: DNA binding. The record is from RefSeq and is a predicted model, not a curated record. NCBI's taxonomy places the organism in Eukaryota, Metazoa, Chordata, Mammalia, Artiodactyla, Suidae. The coding region runs from base 6 to 284 and encodes 92 amino acids. The transcript has 3 exons.
AGCACAUGGAGAUGGACCACAUGUCUCCCAGGCUGAGAGCCUUCCUCUCUGAACCCAUAGGAGAAAAAGAUGUCGCCUGGAUAGCCGGGAUCAGCCGUGAGCUUGCAAUCAAUUUGGUCACCAAAGGUUUCAACAAGGCCUACAUCCUGUUGGGACAGUUCCUUCUGAUGCACAAGAACGAAGCCGAGUUUCAGAAGUGGCUCAUUUGCUGCUGCGGGGCCACCGAGUGUGAGGCCCAGGAGAGCUCCAACUGUCUGAAAGAGUGGUGUUCCUGCUUCCUGUAGACCCCCUC